Molecule: messenger RNA, 753 nt
Organism: Aplosporella prunicola CBS 121167
Lineage: Eukaryota; Fungi; Ascomycota; Dothideomycetes; Botryosphaeriales; Aplosporellaceae
Exons: 2
Coding region: 1-753 (250 amino acids)
Source: RefSeq, a predicted model, not a curated record
AUGUCCACCCAAUUGGGAGGUGAACCUUAUACAUAUAACACUUCUCACGGACUAGAGACUGAAUUGGCUAAGGACACUCUAUUGAUUGCAAAUCUCAGUAGCAGUUCGGAGCUAAAUUGUGCUACGGACUUGGUACUUGAGUAUCCUGGAUAUGGAGAAUUCGGUGUUCAAGGCGUCCUGAACAUCACCACUUGUGACAAAGACGCAAACGAUAUCCGCCUUGUUUCUACACUUGUACUCCCUGUCAACACUACAGGACCAGAAGACUCCGAGGAAUCAUACAACAUCACGACAUUAGGCUUACUGUGUUCGCCUUCCUUUACCAUACAUGAUGCUCUGAUUCAAGUAAAAUGGCUCUCUGGCGAAGUUCUCCGAUAUACAGGAACUCCAUCUACUCCGGAUCCGGUUGAUGUACAAAUUUCCACUGAUGCCAUCUACGCCUACCUUAAUAAUCCUAUGGAUGAUCGGAGCCAAGAUGCGUUUUUACUCGCCGGCGACACGGGCGAGCAACCCCCUGAAGUCAAUAGGACAAAAACGGCUGUGAGAUACUAUUCAUUGGUCGGCUCCGAUCCUUUCACUGCCUCCUUAUUGAGUGAUCACGCCAAUUUGGAUACUGAGAUAUAUCUGACAAACCCACAACUCUUUCAAACCUCUGUGGAGCGUCUCGCGAGUAGGAUAUUAGCGCAAGUGGCCAAAGUCUACAAUAAGAGAAGAUCCAGGCUCAAUCGCAUCAAUAGCUUUGGUCUUAGCUAA